Molecule: messenger RNA, 571 nt
Organism: Sinocyclocheilus rhinocerous
Lineage: Eukaryota; Metazoa; Chordata; Actinopteri; Cypriniformes; Cyprinidae
Product: dolichyl pyrophosphate Man9GlcNAc2 alpha-1,3-glucosyltransferase-like
Exons: 7
Coding region: 119-571 (150 amino acids)
Biological process (GO): dolichol-linked oligosaccharide biosynthetic process; protein N-linked glycosylation
Cellular component (GO): endoplasmic reticulum membrane
Molecular function (GO): dolichyl pyrophosphate Man9GlcNAc2 alpha-1,3-glucosyltransferase activity
Source: RefSeq, a predicted model, not a curated record
ACUGCCUUUCUUCUGCUAUCUCCUGGGCAAGUGCAUCAAACAGGGCUUGACUGGGAGAGGAUUUUUUCAUCUGGCAAAGAUCUCGUUGACUGUACUGGUGACUUUUGCCCUCUGCUGGAUGCCCUUUUUGUCUGACCCCAAACAACCUCUGCAAGUUCUUCAUCGCCUUUUUCCCGUUGGUCGGGGUUUGUUUGAGGAUAAAGUGGCUAACACAUGGUGCAGCUUGAAUGUGCUGAUAAAGAUCAAGACCCUGCUGUCCAGAGAGACUCAGCUGUUCCUCAGUUUUGCUCUUACUCUGUUGUUCAUCCUGCCUUCAUCUUUAAAAUUGUUGUCCAAACCCAAUCUAUGGCAGUUUAAGCUCACCUUGGUAAACUCCUCCCUGGCUUUUUUCCUCUUCUCCUUUCAAGUCCAUGAGAAGUCUAUCCUUCUAGCAGCCUUGCCAGUUUGCCUUGUCAUCAACGAAAUACCUCUGAUUGCCAUUUGGUUUCUACUAACGUCAACUUUCAGGGAACUUGUGCUGCGUCCUCUACUGGACACUAUGGGGACUGCCGCCAGCAGGACCAGUGUCUGA